Molecule: messenger RNA, 2153 nt
Organism: Anguilla rostrata (American eel)
Lineage: Eukaryota; Metazoa; Chordata; Actinopteri; Anguilliformes; Anguillidae
Product: congerin-2-like
Exons: 4
Coding region: 1514-1918 (134 amino acids)
Molecular function (GO): laminin binding; carbohydrate binding
Source: RefSeq, a predicted model, not a curated record
CUACAAGCGCACUAGCCUCUCUUGACACUGUACAACUGUGUGUGUGUGCGCGUGUGUGUGUGUGUGUUUAUGUGUGUGUGUGCGUGCGUGUGUGUGUGCGUGUGCGAAAUCUCGCACCUCUCCCCACCCCUCCCUAGCCUAUAGUUUAGCUCAAUAUACCUAGUUAGGCUAAUACGAUCACGUUAGUUUUUAUUUGGCAGGAUUGUUUUUGUCUGAUUCUGAUUAGGCAAAUGUGAUUUCAGUGCUAGUUUGUAUUUGGCAGGAUUGUUUGUUUGUUUGCUGAACAGGUUACUCUACAGAGUUGGAGUCCUGAUCUAUGUGGUCACUUCUGGCACUACGAUCUUUACUUAACUCUAGUAUGUUUCUUUUGCACCUCUGCACCUUGAACUAAUGCACUUGUUGUACGUCGCUCUGGAUAAGAGCGUCUGCUAAAUGCUUGUAAUGUAAUGUAAUGUAAUGUGUGUGUAUGUGUGUGUGUGUGUGUGUGUGAGACUGAGGGAGUGUGUGUGUGUGUGUAUGUGGGUGUGCGAGCGUGUGUGUGUGUGUGCGUAUGUCUGUGUGUGUGCGUGUGUGUGUGUGUGUGUGUGUGAGAGAGAGACUGUGGGAGUGUGUGUGUGGGUGUGCGUGCGUGCGUAUGUGUGUGUGCGUGUGUGUGUGUGUGUGUGUGUAUGUGUUAGUGUGUGUGUGAGUGUGGGAGUGUAUGUGUGUGUGUGUGUCUUCGUGGUUUUUGUGGUGUGUAAAUAAUUUUAUAACUGCCGGGUCAAAAAUGACCCUAAGACAAUCUUUGUACCCUGGUGGUGUACAGCUUUCAUGGAAAUAUUCACCCACAAAUACAAUAAAAUGAGAUGAACUGUGAGGGCUUCAGAGCUUCAGUCUCCAUUCAGGUGUUCAUCAGCAGUGAACCUUCGGCUGACGGACAGUUUAAUGUGUUAAUACAGGCAGCAGUGUGAUUUCAUAAGAAAACUAAAUGUACACACAGGAGGCAUGACUUGGUAAUAGAUGAUGUGAACCCUAUGACCAGAAAAAAUGAUUUUUAGAUGAUCAGGUCAAAGCUUUUUAAUGCAUAAGAUACAGCCUACUUAAUGAAGACAAAGGGUUUUAUUCUUUCUCAUCAUACUUUUUUGCUUCUUUCAUUUCACCGGAAUGCUGAUAUAAAUCAAGUAUUACUUCAGUUUCCAAUGCUGUCCUGUUGAAUUCAACACUUUUGAAUUCAUUUUGCAAUGUGACACAAGUGGAACUAACUCCAACAGCAAUCAAAACAGACACUAUCUCAACUCGGAAACACACCCACUUCACUAAAACACACCCACAAGUUAUUAUUGUGUCAUGAUACUGCUGGUCCUAUCAGGGUUAACUCAUGCACAACUACUUUAUUUUCUGUUGAUUUGAUUGGUUAGAGUUUGUCUGUUCAUUGUCUCACAAGCGCAUGAAUACACAAAUCACACCUUACAAUUCACAAUGCAUUCUAAUCAGAGCUGCACUACUGUGAAGACUGAACAACUGAACUAACAAGAUGACCAAUUCAGGGGUGAACAACAUACCCUUCAUGCCAGGAAUGGAACUGUGGGUCAAAGGUGCCUCUCAUUUCAAUCCGCAAAGAUUCUCCAUCAAUGUGGGCACAGACGAACAAAACAUUGCGCUGCACUGUGACGUGCGCUUCGGAUAUGGCUCUUCCCGCCCUGUCAUUGUCAUGAACUCCCGGGAAAAUAACGAGUUUGGUGAAGAAGUGAGAGAGAGAAACUUCCCUUUCCAGCCGGAGCAGGAGUUUGAGGUGACCAUUACCUUCAGCAACAAUAGAUUUUACAUUAAUCUACAUGAUGGUCAUAUGUUGGAGUUCCCCGACCGUCUGGAUGGCCAAUCACGUAAUAAAAUUUGGGUUGAAGGAGAUGCCACAAUCCAUGGAAUAAGUUUAAGAUAAAGGCCAACCAGGAAGUGCGAGACUUUCUGGCUCCUGAUUGGCUGUUCUGCUUCGGCUACCCGCCACCUUCCUACAGCUGCGCUUUGGCUGCACUUUGUCCCUCCCAGACAUCAGUGCCUUUAAUCUUGAGCUUCUCUGCAACAUUUAACAGACCCCCUCUGGCGUCUGUCCAAACUCACUGAGUGUGAGAAUCAGUACAGCUUCAAUAAUAAAUCUCUAUCAUGAGCAAAUCUCA